AUGAAAGAUUUCAAUUUAAUUCGCCACUACACCACACACAAAGACAAAUUUGAAAAAUACAUCGGAGUCACUAUCGUUGCUGACCUCAAAGGGAAAAUUCACCGACAACAGAGCCUCUUCACCAAAACCACCACUGCACAGGAGUCAGCUCUCAAGGCCUCUUAUGUUGUUACCCUUGAGCUGGCUAAAGCCAAGAAGCCCCUGUCUGACGCCUCUAAUAAAAUAUUUCCCACGGUGCCUGAAGGCAGCACUCGGUGGUCUCUCCGCCCAGCUCGAGUCCGGUUUGGUGGUGGUUUUACUGGGUGCAGCGCCAGACACCAGCUCACCGACACCAGGUCCAAACCUCACUGCCUGCACGGGAAGAUGAUGUGGAGCAUUGUGAUCCUGCUGACUGCUGCUCUCAGAGUGGAGUCCUACGCCGUCCAUGACCUCCAUGAGCGUUUGGCCCACGGUCGCCAGCUGAAAAUCUAUCUGCCCAAGAACGUGGAGAAGCUGGUGUUCACCCCAGCAGAUGAACCCAGCCGGACCAUCUUGUACUGGGAGAGGGGAAGAGUCAGGACCAAAGGACGGGUGUCCGGCUCAGGCAGCGACCGUCGCUGGUACAUCGACAAGGUGACUUAUGAGGACCAGGGGACGUACAUCCAGAGAGACUUUUGGGAUAAAGAAAUUUCUACUGUCAAAGUGGCCGUCACGCCCAGACAUAACUAUGUGAAGUGUGUAGCAGGAGAGAGUCUCUACAUCUCCCUGGAGGGCAUCGACCUGGCUGACGCUCUGCUCUCCUUCUCUUCUGGGGAGGCUAACUUUACUCUGGUGCGUGAUGGUGCCCCGGUGUCCCAGGACCUUCCGGAUUACUGGGACCGGGUUCGGACUCACUCCAUGAACAUUGAGAUCAAGCAUGUGAACUACAGCGAUGAGGGGCGUUACACUCUGAGGGACCGUAGGGACAGGAUGGUGUCCAUAACCAGGAUGGACCUCACAGACCGUCAUGAGUAUUCAGAAGGAAACCCUCUCAUGGCUCUGCUCCUACUGCUGGGAAUCCCAGCUGGGAUUUGCUGCUGCUGUCGGAAGAAGAUUUUCAAAAAGAAAGCCACCACUGCUACAACGCUCCAGAGUUCCCCAGAAACAGUCCAUCCUCCUCCCAGCGGUCCUGCUGGACCGUGUCCUCCGUACAGCUCUCCUGGACAACCAGGAGCGGUCUACUACUAUGACCCCAACUCUAGCAUGGGUCCUGCAGUCCAUCCUCCCCCUCCAUCUGCUGGUCCAGGACCGUGGAACUGCCCCCCACCCUCCCCUGGUUUUAACCCAGCCUACCCACCACAGAACCCUUCUUACCCUCCUGCUGGUCCUGCUAUGAUGCCCCCUGCCCCGGCUCCCCAGUGGAACGGCCCACCCCAGGGGCAGUACCCUCCUGAACCCGCAUCAAUGGGCUAUGCUACAGCUCCAGCCACCUACAGCUCUCCUCCACCACUAGAAUCCGGUGAACCCGUUAAAGAGGAGGUGAAGAUGGAGAACAUGGCCUCCACACCAGCCGAACCCUUGCUUCCUGCUGCACCACAGGGUGAAGCUGCUGUACCCAACGUUCUCAGCUCCUCUGAUUCCGCUCAUCAGUUCCAGAUUGACGAUGGGAAUAAAUCCACCAACUUCCUUUUAUCUUUCAGACCAACAUGAACACAGAGUGCCUUUUCAUCUCGAUGUGAAGGUGAAUGUGGCCCUUUAAGCUCUGCCAUUGGACCACAUGAUCAGACCUGUUGUUUCACCCCGUGUCCUGGAGCUGAUGUUACUUAUAUGGAAAAACACGCUUGAUGUUGAACUUUUGCUUUCAGAUGGUUGUAUUUAGAAUUUUAUUUGCUAUGUAAAAAAUAAUCUUCUGCGUAGCUCUAGUUGGUGGUUCUGGAAGCUGGUGAAGUUGGAGAUGACGUGUAAUUAUCCCCACCUGUUGUAUUUGUUGUCAAGGUCCCACUGACCUCUAACUAACUAACUAACUAACUUCCUACCUCUCAUUUUAUACUUCUUCACAUCGUACAUGUAGCUGAUGAGCAACUCUGUGUCAAAAAAUUUACGCAUGAAUAAAGUUAAACUCAUUGUCUUUCCA
Molecule: messenger RNA, 2092 nt
Organism: Amphiprion ocellaris (clown anemonefish)
Lineage: Eukaryota; Metazoa; Chordata; Actinopteri; Pomacentridae
Exons: 16
Coding region: 1-1668 (555 amino acids)
Source: RefSeq, a predicted model, not a curated record